Messenger RNA from Musa acuminata AAA Group (dessert banana), 1878 nucleotides. RefSeq names its product F-box protein At1g47056. Gene Ontology annotation, cellular component: SCF ubiquitin ligase complex. Lineage: Eukaryota; Viridiplantae; Streptophyta; Magnoliopsida; Zingiberales; Musaceae. Bases 95 to 1717 code for a protein of 540 amino acids. Gene Ontology annotation, biological process: SCF-dependent proteasomal ubiquitin-dependent protein catabolic process. The transcript has a single exon. Gene Ontology annotation, molecular function: protein binding. The record is from RefSeq and is a predicted model, not a curated record.
GGAUUGGAAUCCCAUUUCGAGUCCGCUGCUUCCUCAUCGUGCGGAGGGCGAAAGAAAACGCUGCGCCUCUGUCUCGCCGCUCCGGCCGCCCUGAAUGGGCCAAUCCGCCUCCAUCCCAUCCAUAAAAGUCCUCUCCUCCUCCUCCUCAUCCAGUCGCCGUGCUAAGCUUCCCUCCGCCGCUACCGCGGCGUGGCGUUCGGUGGCGAUGACAGAAGGAGACGCCGCAUCCGGCGACGGGGACGCGGCUCCGGCGAGGAACAAUACCGAGGACCUCCCCGAUGAGUGCCUCGCCCUUGUAUUCCAGUCCCUCGGCUCCGGCGACCGGAAGCGGUGCUCGCUGGUGUGCCGGAGAUGGCUCGCCGUCGAGGGCCAGAGCCGCCACCGCCUCGCCCUCGACGCCCGCGCCGCCCUCCUGGAGGCUGCGCCGGCCAUCUUUGCCCGCUUCGACGCCGUCUCCAAGCUCGCGCUCAAGUGCGAUCGCCGCGCCGACAGCCUCGGCGAUGAGGCGCUGGUCCUCAUCGCCGCCCGGUGCCCCAACCUCACCCGCCUCAAACUCCGGUCAUGCCGUGCCCUUACGGACAACGGCAUGAGCGCCGUCGGUCAGCACUGCCGUGGCCUUCGCAAGCUGUCCGUCGGGUCGUGUGCCUUCGGCUUCAAGGGCGUGGAGGCCGUCGUCCGCGGCUGCUCGGCGUUGGAAGAGCUCUCCAUCAAACGGCUCCGUGGUCUCCCCGACGUCACUGCUGCCGGCAACGCCAUCGUUGGCUCUGCCUCCCUCCGAUCUGUCUGCCUGAAAGAGCUCUAUAAUGGUCAGUGCUUUGCGCCGCUCAUCGCUGGAUCCUCCAACCUCAAAGCUCUAAAGCUCAUCCGUUGUUCCGGAGACUGGGACAGGUUACUCGCGGAUAUUGCAGCUAAGGUCCCUGGGAUAGUCGAGAUCCACCUUGAGAAGCUCCAGGUCAGUGAUCGGGGCCUUGCCGCACUCUCCUUCUGUGCCGAUCUUGAGAUCCUUCACCUUGUAAAGACCCCAGAAUGCACUGAUGCUGGUCUCGCCACCGUCGCUGAACGUUGUCACCUCCUCCGUAAGAUCCACAUCGACGGUUGGAAGACCAACCGGAUCGGCGACGAGGGCCUCAUAAUUGUUGCAAGACAGUGCCCGAACCUUCAGGAACUGGUGCUUAUUGGGGUGAAUCCAACAGCCCGAAGCUUAGGGCUUAUAGCGAGUAAUUGCCACAACUUGGAGCGCCUUGCCCUCUGUGGCAGCGACACCUUCGGGGACGCCGAGAUCACUUGUAUUGCCUCAAAGUGCAUGGCUUUGAAGAAGCUCUGUAUCAAAGGGUGCCCGGUCUCUGACCAGGGAAUGGAGGCCCUCGCGGAGGGUUGCCCAAAGCUAGUUAAAGUUAAGGUGAAGAAGUGCCGAGGGGUGACUCCAGGAUGUGCAGACUGGUUGAUGCAAUGCAGGGAUGGGAUGCUGGCAGUCAACUUGGACACAGCUGGGCCUGUGGAACAGCCAGAGGGGAGUGUUGGUGAGAGUGGGAAUCUUGAAAACAAUGAACAGUUGAUCGAUCAGAUUGGGGCUGUAGAUCUUCUCCCAUCAAGCAGUAGCUCUAGGUCGUCACCAUGGAAGACUAGGAUGGGUCUUUACGCUGGUAGGAACUUUGUAGCAUCUGCUCUCCGGAGAUGGUCCCAUGGAAGCAGCAACUCCAAUCAUACAUUACAGUGAAACAAAAUCUCGUUCUUUUAUUGCUUUCAUUGUCCUACUAAGUCUUGAAUUUGUAUGUCAUUUAGCGCUUCAUAACUAGGGUUGUCAUUUGCUGCUAUUGCUGAUCAUAAGCUGUUUAUCCUGACUUUUGAAAGUAAAUAGUGGGUAUUAUUUGUCUUUCA